AAGACAUGUAUUAUCUACCAAGAAUAUUCCUCUAUCUUCACCAGAUUUCUCUGCGAUUCCUCUUCCCAUUCCCUUCCCCGCUGCAACCCCACCUAUCAUACAACCUCCCGCAACCUCGCUCCCCUCCCCUCCCCAAAACCCUAACCCCCUCCUCCGAUGGUAUCACCGGCGCCCUCCGUCGCCGCCGGAGCGGCGCCUAGAUAGCCGCCCCAACGCAAGUGGUAAGCUCGGUCGCGCGGGGGACGGGCGACCAUGGUUGGCCAGAGAAGAUGACCUGCACGCAGGAUCAUCUUGGAUCGCCCGCCUUCCACCCCGCGCCGCUGGUCUCUGGUCGCUCGCUCGUCCAUCUCGCCCCGGCUUCUUGCGCCGCCGCCGCCGUGCUCCACCCGUCGGAUCCGUACCGGAUCGGUCCCAUCCUCGCCAGUCCGCGCGGCUCCUCAAUCUGUCGUCGUCGUGGCUCCGCCGCCGUAGCGGAUCUGCGUCAGCUGGCUCUCGCGCCUGGCCGCCGUGGCUCCGCCUGGAUUGGUCGAUUCGUUACCUGCCCGACCGAUCCGCCGCCGCAGUGGCUCUACCCGGAUACUCCCCGCGCCGGCUGGCUCUCGCACAUGGCCCUCGCCUCUCCUGUCGCCGCCGUCAGCUUGUGCUGCUCCGCUAGGGCCAUGGCGUCAUCUUCCUCUCCCAGUCCCAUUACCCAACACAGCCAAGCGGAAGGUUCUGUCGAGCGAGCGAGGAGUAGGCAGUUACAUUGUGGGCUUGUCAAUGGGGGCGUCGGGGAAGUGGAUCAAGUCGCUGGUGAGCCAGAAGGCGUCGUCGGCGGAGAAGGAGGGGAGCAAGGGGCGCAAGUGGAGUCGGCUGUUUCGGAGCUCGUCAUCCACGUCCAGGGCCGGGUCGUCGACGUUGGACAACGUGUUCAGCUCUGUGGUCAUGGCCGUGGUCCGCGCGCCGCCCAGGGACUGAUAAAUGCGGCCACUUAACGUAUAAAUAUAAUUACAGCUGAUUGAGAUAUAACUACUGCAGUUAUUUGCUGCUUAUUAUCACUUGACCUUUUGCUUGAAUUUGUUACAAGUAACUGAUAAAUGCGGCCACAUAGGGAUCACCUUUGUUUGACAGUGUUAUAGUUUGAUCUAAGUAGCCCUUUCCACUACAAUGAAUAUCUUUGUUGCCAUUGAGUAUGGGAACAGGGCUGGGAAUGCAAAUCUAUAAAGAGAAGUUUAGUAGGCAUUAAUUUGAUAUGCACGCUUCCAUCAGAGCAAUUAAUUAGUUCCAAAGAAUUUUAGACAAGUAAUGAAUCACAUUAUGACCUCAAAUGGUUUGCUAUUAUGCCAUGGCUACUGAUCUUGAGCUUUGCUGUAUCGCUUACCUGUAAUAUCUAGCUUGGUCCAUGCAUCAGGCUCAUGAAUCUGAUAAAUAUUUGUUCAUGGUCAGUCAAUUUUGCGUGGCCUGUUGCAGUUUCAUAAAUUAGAACCCCAGCUGCUUGCAGGUCUGUCACCAGCAGGGGCAGAUCUUUUUACGGUUCAUAUAUGCUAGUGCAUGCGUCUGGAGGACAUCCUUCUAAAUUUUUUUUAUUUCAGUUAGUGUCCUGAAAGCGAUCUGCACACGAGCUCUAGGUCAAUGUGUUCCCCCUUUUGUCCCUUUGCCAUCCUUUUCAUUUUGGUUAAUCUUUCUUGACAAUAGCGCUAAAUCACAUGAUUCAUGUGAAUGUCAGCUCAUAUGUCCACUUCUGAGUUCAUCAUGCCAUUUAUUCAUGACGUGCAUAACCUUGAGUAUAUGUUAUUUUUACCUGUUUGACUAGGGAAAAUACAUCCUAACAAAUUAUGUCUACGUCAUGUUGCCAGGCAAUUGAUGUCCAACUUGGGUUCGCAAUUGACAGCCCAAAGGCUACCCUGGCAGUGAAAAAUCUAAUUAUGUCUACAUGUAAUUUCUGCUAGAUUGCCUGAUACUAUGCACAAAUUUCGGAAGGAGCCAUGAUUGUCACGUUCAAUUCUGCAACAUUUAGUUGAAUUUUUGUUAAUAUGAUAUUUCCAGGGAAACUCUAGGGCACUUUUUAAAGACAUGCUUCUUUAUGGGAAAUGAACAUAUAAGGUGAUAUUCCUCUUGCUGAAAAUAUGUGCAAGGCUGAGAUCAGGGCACCUAUUAAAAUCUAGAUUUUCUUAAUGUCAUGUUAAAUAUUGUGUUAACUAAACUGUACAGUUGUCUAGCUUUUAUGCUCUGUAUAUGUGCUAGAUUUGUAGAACUGUGCAACGUCACCCAAUGAACUACUCAACCACGACGUCGGUCACCGCAACCUCAUCGUCCGCUUUCAGUGUGCUUGACAAUGGAAAUUAGAGCAGAGAAGAUUCCACAAAGAAAAGAAAAAAAAAACACGUGCGAAACGAGCCCAGCAAGCCCAAGCUAGUCCUCCCCAGGCCCAUUAGCGACCCACGAAGAAAUCCCACCGUGAGGUGGUGGGGGGGGGGCGUAUAUAAUUUCGCCCCCUCGCGCUCUAGGGUUUCUGCUCGGACACCGCCGGCGGCGUAGGGUUUUGCUCGCACCCAUUCUAGGUCAGCGGAGCGAGGACGAGACCGGCCAUGGCGCCGCCCCAGGCCAAGUCUGGUCUCUUCGUUGGUCUGAACAAGGGACACAUCGUCACCAAGCGCGAGCUGCCGCCUCGCCCUUCCGACCGCAAGGGGAAAGCUACCAAGAGGGUGACUUUCGUCAGAAACUUGAUUAGGGAGGUUGCUGGAUUUGCUCCAUAUGAGAAACGCAUCACUGAGCUUCUCAAGGUUGGAAAGGACAAGCGUGCACUCAAGGUGGCCAAGAGAAAGCUUGGUACUCACAAGAGAGCAAAGAAGAAGAGAGAGGAGAUGUCGAAUGUCCUCAGGAAAAUGAGGUCUGGUGGUGCUGCUGACAAGAAGAAAUAGAUUUUGCACGAUCAUGAUUCCUGUGGCAUCCUCUGUUAUGUACUUCAGUAGUUCUUGCGAAUACAACUUUCUAGAUUUGGUCACUGUUUUGUAUUGUAGAACAAUCCAAUACUUGCUCUGAGUAAAACUUUGAAGUUUCUUUGUUUA
This is a messenger RNA of Phragmites australis (common reed), 3047 nucleotides long. Its product is annotated as large ribosomal subunit protein eL36y-like. Gene Ontology annotation, molecular function: structural constituent of ribosome. Gene Ontology annotation, cellular component: cytosolic large ribosomal subunit; ribosome. The record is from RefSeq and is a predicted model, not a curated record. The transcript has 5 exons. The coding region runs from base 2568 to 2900 and encodes 110 amino acids. Gene Ontology annotation, biological process: cytoplasmic translation. NCBI's taxonomy places the organism in Eukaryota, Viridiplantae, Streptophyta, Magnoliopsida, Poales, Poaceae.